UCUUCUCUACUUUCUCUCUCUAAAGUUAACAAACAUUCGAUCCCAUCAUCUCCGAUUCAAAGCCAUGGCUCGUACGAAGCAGACUGCGAGGAAAUCGACAGGAGGAAAAGCUCCGAGGAAGCAACUCGCCACCAAGGCUGCGAGGAAAUCUGCACCGACCACCGGAGGAGUCAAGAAGCCUCACCGUUACCGUCCCGGAACCGUCGCUCUCCGUGAGAUUCGUAAGUACCAGAAGAGCACUGAGUUGCUGAUCCGUAAACUUCCCUUCCAGCGUCUUGUUCGUGAAAUCGCUCAGGAUUUCAAGACGGAUCUGAGAUUCCAGAGCCACGCAGUGUUGGCUCUCCAGGAAGCUGCGGAGGCGUAUUUGGUGGGUUUGUUCGAAGACACGAAUCUCUGUGCCAUUCACGCCAAGAGAGUCACCAUCAUGCCCAAAGACAUUCAAUUGGCUAGGCGCAUUCGUGGAGAGCGUGCUUAGAUUCCCAUCUUAUCACUAUAAUUCCAUUAGGGUUGUGGUGUUUUCUGCUUUUGAUUUCUUGCUUGCUUCUUUCUUCAUGUCAUUGUCUAGUGGUGCUUGUUGUUAAACGCUCUUUGAAUCAAGAACAUAUUUGAACUUAGCA
Brassica oleracea var. oleracea is the source of this 617-nucleotide messenger RNA. RefSeq names its product histone H3.3. The transcript has 4 exons. The record is from RefSeq and is a predicted model, not a curated record. Gene Ontology annotation, molecular function: protein heterodimerization activity; DNA binding; structural constituent of chromatin. Gene Ontology annotation, cellular component: nucleosome. Lineage: Eukaryota; Viridiplantae; Streptophyta; Magnoliopsida; Brassicales; Brassicaceae. The coding region runs from base 65 to 475 and encodes 136 amino acids.